Messenger RNA from Drosophila rhopaloa, 2329 nucleotides. RefSeq names its product tyrosine-protein kinase transmembrane receptor Ror2 (gene Nrk). Gene Ontology annotation, cellular component: signaling receptor complex. Gene Ontology annotation, molecular function: protein binding; transmembrane receptor protein tyrosine kinase activity; ATP binding. The coding region runs from base 46 to 2226 and encodes 726 amino acids. Lineage: Eukaryota; Metazoa; Arthropoda; Insecta; Diptera; Drosophilidae. The record is from RefSeq and is a predicted model, not a curated record. The transcript is spliced from 4 exons. Gene Ontology annotation, biological process: cell surface receptor protein tyrosine kinase signaling pathway; protein phosphorylation; multicellular organism development.
CUUGAAAUCGGUUAAGAAAACUGGGCAUAUACAGAAAACACAGCCAUGGCUGCCCGGAAAUGGGUGGGGGUGUUUGAGCGGGUGCUCUGGGGACUGGGGGCCAAAAGGGGAGCCAGCCUGGCUGUCCUGGGGCUGUGCGUGUUUCUCCUAACCAGCGCCACGCACGCGAACUCCCUGAACGCCAUCGAGGAGCCCGUCACCCGGCGCCAUCACCAGCGGCAUCACGAGCGGGAACGGGAACGGGAGGAGAACGGCUACUGCGCUCCCUACAGCGGCAAGGUCUGCAAGGAGUACCUCAACGGCCAGGUGUGGUACAGCUUGGAAGAUCCCACCGGCGGCUGGAAGAACGAGCAGGUGACCACGGCUCUGUGGGACGAGCUCAUCUCGGAUCUUACGGGUCUGUGUCGCGAGGCAGCCGAGAAAAUGCUUUGCGCCUACGCCUUCCCCAACUGCCAUAUGGAGGGAGGUCGGGCUGUGAAGGCUCCACUCUGCUUCGAGGACUGCCAGGCCACGCACCUGCAGUUCUGCUACAACGACUGGGUGCUCAUCGAGGAGAAGAAGGAGCGCAACAUGUUCAUCAAGAGCCGGGGACAUUUCCGACUGCCCAACUGUUCCGCCUUGCCACACUACAACGCCUCCAUGCGGCGACCCAACUGCUCCUACAUCGGUCUCACCGAACUCAAGGAGUCAGAAGUGAGCUAUGACUGUCGCAAUGGCAACGGGCGCUUCUACAUGGGCACAGCGAACGUGUCCAAGUCCGGCAUUCCCUGCCAGCGCUGGGACACUCAGUACCCGCACAAGCACUUCCAGCCUCCCCUGGUCUUUCAUCAGCUCCUGGAGGGUGAGAACUACUGCCGAAAUGCUGGCGGCGAGGAACCACAUCCCUGGUGCUACACUGUGGAUGAGUCUGUGCGCUGGCAGCACUGCGAUAUACCCAUGUGUCCGGAUUAUGUAGACCCGAAUGCCGGCGAUUUGAACACUCCCAUCAAGAUGGAAAAGUUCUUCACGCCCUCGAUGAUUUUCCUGCUGGCUGGGAUUGGUUUUGUGGCCAUUGUGGCCCUGCACUUAAUAAUUCUGCUCGUCUACAAGCUCUCCAAGCACAAGGACUACUCUCAACCGCCAGGAGCAGCCACUGCCGAUUGCAGUGUUUCCAUGCGAGGCGGAGGAGAAUGUGGCGGUAAUCUAAACACCAGCAGGGAAACCCUCGGAGGCAAUGGGAACACAAACACCUUAGCCAAGUGGGGCACCAUCCGGAGCACGGCCACGGUUCACAGCAACUGCGUGGCCCUCACCACGGUGACCAAUGUGCCGGAUCAGAAGGGCUCCAAACCAAAUGCACGCCUGGAGAAGCUGGAAUACCCACGUGGGGAUAUAGUUUAUGUGCGAUCCCUGGGGCAAGGAGCCUUCGGUCGCGUCUUCCAGGCUAGAGCUCCUGGGCUUGUCCCGGACCAGGAAGACCUGUUGGUGGCCGUGAAAAUGCUAAAGGACGACGCCAGUGAUCAGAUGCAGAUGGACUUCGAGCGCGAGGCCUGCCUGCUGGCCGAGUUCGACCAUCCCAACAUCGUCCGGCUGCUGGGCGUGUGCGCCUUGGGCCGGCCCAUGUGCCUGCUGUUCGAGUACAUGGCGCCCGGUGAUCUCAGCGAAUUCCUGCGUGCCUGCUCCCCGUAUGCCACUCACCAGGCGCCGGCACGGGAUCGCCUGCAGCUGAACGAGCUCCACCUGCUGCAGAUGGCCGCCAACAUAGCGGCUGGAAUGCUGUAUCUAUCGGAGCGCAAGUUCGUCCACCGUGACUUGGCCACGAGGAAUUGCCUGAUCAACGAACACAUGGCGGUGAAGAUCGCCGACUUUGGGCUUUCGCACAAGAUCUAUCUGCAGGACUACUACAAGGGCGACGAGAACGACUUCAUUCCGAUCCGCUGGAUGCCGCUCGAGAGCAUCCUGUACAACAAGUUCUCGCUGGAGUCGGAUGUGUGGGCCUACGGCAUCUGUCUGUGGGAGGUCUUCUCCUUCGCCCUGCAGCCUUACUUCGGUCUCACCCAUGAGGAGGUAAUCAAGUACAUCAAGGAGGGCAAUGUGCUCGGCUGUCCGGACAACACGCCGCUCUCCGUCUACGCGCUGAUGCGUCGCUGCUGGAACCGCAAGCCGAGCGAGCGUCCGGGCUUCGCCGAGAUCAACCACUGCAUUCAGCACAGCAUCGCCGAAAGCGAGUGCAAGGCGAUGCUUUAGAGGAUUGCCGGAGGAGACAAUGAAAUUAAUCCGUGUACCAGAGAACGAUCGUCCGCCGUCUUCCGGGGCAUCCAAUAGAACUUUAUAUAGACACUUGGGUGGG